UUUCAAACUUACACUGAUAAAGACAGACUCCAAGUAAGCAGAGUCACUGAGUUUGCAAUUACAAAAGGUCCAAUAAUCUGAUCUGGUAAAUACCAACAGGUAAUACAGAAAACCAGUGAGAGUUGGCCAUGGCUGAUGCCAGUCCUAGGACUGAUAUUUCUACGGAUGUUGAUACUGAUGAUAAAAAUCAGCAGUAUGAUAGAAAUCAAUCCCUUGUUGCUGUGGCUUCUGAUUCUAGUGACAGAUCAAAGGAUAAAUCAGAUCAGAAGACUCUCCGCAGGCUUGCUCAGAAUCGUGAGGCAGCAAGAAAAAGCCGAUUGAGAAAGAAAGCCUAUGUCCAACAACUGGAAAGCAGUCGUUUGAAGUUGACCCAACUAGAGCAAGAGCUUCAACGAGCUAGGCAGCAGGGAAUCUUUAUAUCAAGCUCAAGCGAUCAAACAAAUGCAAUGAGUGGAAAUGGAGCCAUGGCAUUUGAUGUAGAAUAUGCAAGGUGGUUAGAAGAGCAGAAUCGCCAAAUUAAUGAGCUAAGAGCAGCUGUAAAUUCUCAUGCUGGUGAUACAGAACUUCGCAUGAUUGUUGAUAACAUAUUGGCCCACUAUGAUGAGAUUUUUAGGCUGAAAGGUAUUGCAGCUAAGGCUGACGUUUUCCAUUUGUUGUCCGGCAUGUGGAAAACACCUGCAGAGAGAUGUUUUUUAUGGCUUGGUGGCUUUCGAUCGUCUGAGCUCCUCAAGCUUCUGAUAACUCAAUUGGAACCUCUCACGGAGCAGCAGCUGGUUGGCAUUACCAACCUGCAGCAAUCCUCUCAACAAGCAGAAGAUGCAUUAUCUCAGGGUAUGGAAGCUUUGCAACAAUCCCUGGCUGAGACAUUAUCUAGUGGGUCUCUCGGAUCUUCUGGUUCAUCUGGGAAUGUGGCAAAUUACAUGGGCCAAAUGGCUAUGGCCAUGGGUAAGCUUGGCACACUUGAGGGUUUUAUUCGACAGGCUGACAAUUUGAGGCAGCAAACACUACAACAAAUGCACCGUAUAUUGACAACUCGCCAGUCGGCUCGGGCCCUUCUGGCUAUACAUGACUACUUCUCUCGACUUCGUGCUCUUAGUUCCCUCUGGCUGGCUCGCCCAAGAGAUUGAAGGGUAGAAGAUUACCUGCUAUAAUAAUUUGGCUUUCAUGGACCUGGCACCAGCAAUGCUUGACCGUCAUAGGUACUACCUUUACAGGUUUUCUUGUGUUGUAGUCUUUCUGUAAUACUGAUUGUAGUGCUUCAUUUAGCCACACUCUGUAGAAUUGGUGAGAAGCAGACAGUAUGUCUGGAUAUUUAUCACUAAUAAUAUUGUCCACUGUAAUUGUAACUUGACUGAAAAUCUGUUCAUUCUCUGUAAGUUGUAUCAGCGUAUCAUUCUUGGUGUUAUCACCAAGUUGAAUUUUUGGCCCCGCAA
Neltuma alba is the source of this 1433-nucleotide messenger RNA. RefSeq names its product transcription factor TGAL1. Gene Ontology annotation, molecular function: sequence-specific DNA binding; DNA-binding transcription factor activity. Gene Ontology annotation, biological process: regulation of DNA-templated transcription; DNA-templated transcription. The record is from RefSeq and is a predicted model, not a curated record. The coding region runs from base 129 to 1127 and encodes 332 amino acids. The transcript has 8 exons. Lineage: Eukaryota; Viridiplantae; Streptophyta; Magnoliopsida; Fabales; Fabaceae.